This is a messenger RNA of Pieris brassicae (large cabbage white), 1964 nucleotides long. Its product is annotated as putative fatty acyl-CoA reductase CG5065. Gene Ontology annotation, molecular function: alcohol-forming very long-chain fatty acyl-CoA reductase (NADP+) activity. The transcript has 13 exons. Lineage: Eukaryota; Metazoa; Arthropoda; Insecta; Lepidoptera; Pieridae. The coding region runs from base 106 to 1680 and encodes 524 amino acids. Gene Ontology annotation, biological process: long-chain fatty-acyl-CoA metabolic process. Gene Ontology annotation, cellular component: peroxisome. The record is from RefSeq and is a predicted model, not a curated record.
CGCGGUUUCAGAUUGUUGCCACUCGUCUCUUGAUCUCUGAAAGUUUAUUGUAUGCGAUACUAGUGUAGAGUUUUCAUGCCUCAGAAAUAAAUAUUGAUAACCAAGAUGGUGGCCCGACCGCGAUCCCCUCACGGGGCUUUAAUACCACAAUUCUACGCCGGAAGAAAUAUCUUCAUUACAGGGGCCACUGGCUUCAUGGGAAAGGUUCUGAUAGAGCGUCUUCUUUCAACGUGUCCAGACAUUGGAACAUUACAUCUGUUGAUGCGACAAAAGAAAGGUGUGUCACCGGAAAAGAGACUGCUACAGUUAAAACAAUCACAGGCAUUCGACGUACUUCGUCAGAAAAAUCCGACCCAACUUGACAAGUUAAAUAUAAUACCGGGCGAUGUAGCCCAACCAAACCUGGGUAUUAUUCCAGAAUAUUUGACUAAAUUACACGAGGUUUCCAUUGUCUUCCACUCAGCAGCUACUCUGAAAUUUGACGAAGCGUUACCGAAGGCAGUAGAGCAGAAUGUUCUGUCAGUUAUACGAUUGAUGGACAUCUGUGACCAUUUACCUAAUAUCGAGGCCUUAAUCCACGUAUCGACAGCAUAUAGUAAUCCUGAACAAUUGACGGUAGAAGAAAGAGUAUACACUCCCACUACUCCACUUCCAAGGCUCUUGGCUUUGAUUGAGGCUGUACCGUCUCCGCUAUUACAAGAUAUAACUCCACAAUACAUACACCCCAAACCAAAUACAUACACUUACACCAAAGCAAUGGCCGAAGAAGCCAUAAGAUCACGAACUUCACGUCAAUAUCCUGUUGCUAUAUUCAGACCAACAAUCGUGGUUUCAUCCCUUCGCCAUCCAUUUCCCGGGUGGGUAGAAAAUCUAAACGGGCCUAGUGGGGUCGCUGCUGCAGCUGGUAAGGGCCUCUUACAUGUAUUUAGACGGGAUCCUACCAAACGGGCCGAUUUAUUGCCAGUGGAUAUAGCGAUAGACACUUUAUUAGCUGUAGCCUGGGAGACAGUUGUUGAUAAACCUACCCAUGUGAUGGUGUAUAACUGUAGUACAGGUGAAAAUCCUACUAAAUGGGUCGAAUUUGAAGAAGCUUUACGAAAAUAUCUUCCCAAACACCCCCUAGACGCUGCUCUUUGGUAUCCCUCUGGGACUGGAGUUGAAAACAAAUACGUUCAUAAGACGCUGGAGUUCACUCUGCAGACAAUCCCAUUACAUUUAGCAGAGUACAUGCUUAAAAUAUUAGGAGUUAAAAUGGGCAUAAGUUUAAUAACGGCCGAACAAAAAAUGCGAGCGAUGAACGAUGUAUUAGCAUUUUUCGCACUUCGAGAGUGGCAUUUCCGCACGGACAAUGUAAAAAAAUUGAGACAAAGACUUACGCCACAAGAUAGAGAGAUUUAUAAUCUAGAUCCACAGAGUAUAGAAUGGGACAAGCACUAUAAGGAUUUUGUAAAAGGGACCAGAAAAUAUUUGUUAAAGGAAUCAGAUGAAAACAUUCCAGUUGCUACACGACAUAUCAACAGACUUUACUACGUCCACAAUGGUGUAAUGUUAUUUUCAAUCAUACUCUUCCUACGACUUCUCCUACAAAACAAGUUCAUAAAAGAUUUUGUAUACGGAACUUUGAGGCUAUUGCUAUCACUUCUUAAUGAUGGAUAUUCUUCAAUAAUGAGUUUCGACUGAAGAGGAUAGUUGUAUAUAAAUUUUUUGCUCAAUAAAUUUAAAUACUGAGUUUUAACAUUUAUCUACCUAAAAUAUUGUAUCCGUCCAUCAAAUAAUAUAGCUUUUAGACUAUCUCGAAAAUGUUUGUAUGUUAAAUAUGCAUUUCACUUUAUUUUAUUUUUACAUUUGUUUUUAGACUUGCAUUUAAAUUGCAAAACAUUUAAAACAAGGACAUUUAAAUGAAGCGUUGGGUCGUGCUAAUAACUGUAACUUAUGAAUAACAUGAUAUUAAAUGGUUAAUUUGG